Messenger RNA from Hypanus sabinus (Atlantic stingray), 4276 nucleotides. Its product is annotated as transportin-3-like. Gene Ontology annotation, biological process: protein import into nucleus. The record is from RefSeq and is a predicted model, not a curated record. Bases 19 to 1986 code for a protein of 655 amino acids. Gene Ontology annotation, cellular component: nuclear membrane; cytoplasm. Lineage: Eukaryota; Metazoa; Chordata; Chondrichthyes; Myliobatiformes; Dasyatidae. The transcript has 17 exons.
UACAACAUGAAAUCUUAAAUGGGCACAGUAGAAGCAUCUUUUAUGGUAGUUCUUUCCUACAGUCUAGUGGCCUUUGUGUAUUCCAGAGCCCUGAACUACUGCCGUAUUUUCACUGAGCUGGCAGAAACGUUACUGGAGAUGGUUAUCCGCUCACCAGGCCAAGGACUGGGUGAUCUUAAAACACUCAACCUCAUCUUGAACUGUGUUGGACAUGAGCAGUAUGAGGUGGCAGAGAUCACGUUCAAUUUCUGGUACAGGCUGGCGGAAACACUGCACAAGUUGAAGGAUCCCUCAGUGAAUCAGAUUUUCAGACCGUACUUCCAGAGGCUCACUCAGUCUCUCACCUUCCACUCUCAGAUGGACCCUGAUCAUGAAGGCGUUCUGGAUGAGGCGGAUGAGUUUUUUGAGUUCAGGCUACGGGUUUCCGACCUGUUGAAAGAUGUUAUAGUCCUUAUUGGAGCUUCAGAGUUUUUCCUGCAGUUGUAUUCGACACUGAAGGAGGGCAGCCCGGCCUGGGAGGAGACAGAAGCAGUGCUCUUCAUCAUGACUGCAUUGGUCAAAAACUUAAACCCGGAAAAGGAGUUGCGGCUGGGAGAUGUUGUUCAGGCGGUGAUCAACCUCCCUGAUAAUACACACCUGGCAGUGCAGCAUUCUGGAGUGCAGCUCCUGGGGGAGCUGGGAGAAUACGUCAACAGCAAUGUGCAGUGCCUAGAGCCAGUGCUGAAUUUCCUGACACAACGUUUGAAGCAGAGGGAGCUAGCGAACGCUGCGGCCAACUCGACCCAGAGUAUCUGCGCCAUGUGCAGUGACCCGAUGACACGGCACUUUGAGGGGCUGCUGCAGGUGGCCUCAUCCUUGGAUGCACUCCCCAUUUCACACGACUCGUCCAUUGGACUUCUCCGAGGCAUUUCUUUGGUGUUGGCUCGGAUGCCUUCAGAGAAGAUUGAAGAAACCUUCCAGCGCCUCUGCUCCAUGCAGGUUACUGCUUUAAAGAAACACCUGGCGUCAGACAUGACCAAUGGCAUCUCAGCGGACCCCGCCGUGUGGUUGGAUAGGCUAGCAGCUAUUUUCAGGCACACGAACGCCACCGUGGUGGAGGGGAGGCCACACCCCUUUCAGAAAGUCAUCCAAGAGAUCUGGCCAGUGAUUUCGGAAACCCUGUACAGGCAUCAGGCUGAUAAUCGGAUGGCAGAGCGAUGCUGUCGUUGCCUGCGCUUUGCAAUCAGAUGUGUCGGUAAAGGAUCUGCCAUGUUGAUUCAGCCUCUGGUAUCUCAGAUGGUGAGCGUGUACCAGUCCCACCAACACUCCUGUUUCCUAUAUCUGGGUAGUAUAUUGGUGGAUGAAUAUGGCAGUGAAGAGAGCUGCACACAAGGUCUUCUUGAGAUGAUGCAGGCGUUUUGUGGACCAACAUUCCAUCUUCUAGAACAACCUAGAGGGUUCCAGAAUCAUCCUGACACUGUAGAUGAUCUUUUUCGAUUGGCAACAAGAUUCAUUCAGCGAAGCCCGGUGGUUUUAAUCCAAAGUCCAGUCAUGUCUUUGAUUAUUCGUUGUGCGUUGGCUGCAACAACACUGAACCAUCGUGAUGCUAACUCCAGUGUGAUGAAAUUCCUGCAGGAUCUGGUUCAUGUUGCGACAGUCAAUGAGCAUAAGGAAGACUUUGAGCUUCGAAAGACCCUGGUUCACGGAUUCCUGGGGGAGAGUGGGGCAUUGUUGGUUGCACAGCUUGUACAGGCCUGCUGCUUCUACCUUGUGCCGAGCAUGCUUGGAAACGUGGCCGAUGUUUUGUGGGAACUCCGCAUUUUUGAUCGGAAGACAUUCUGUCGGUGGCUGGAAGAUGCUCUCAAGAGUCUACCAAAGGAACUAUCAGCCGGGGCUAUCACAGCGACAGAAAAGCAAGUCACAGAGUUCCACAAACAGGUCAUGUGUGCUGAAGAUGCUGCAAUGAUAGGUUGGUCCUUAAUGGAAUUCUCUGGCUUCUACAGAUAACGUCAGGACAUAACCACAGACUUGCUACAUUUGUACGACAUUCCUUUCCAGCUCCUAGACAUCACGGCAGGUGCUCAGUAAAUGCCUGGAAAGACAACAAGCUACCAGGGAGCAGGGGUCUUUUCCCACCGGAAGGGCUGGUCUUGCUGCUGGCAUGGGGAGGGGGGGGAGGGUACACGUGAGGUUAGAGGGAGAUGUGAUCCAGCAACUGUGGCUUCAGCAGCAAGAGGGUGGGAGAAGCGGGGUCUUGUUUGUCGUACAUCAGAUUGAUUGAUCGGUUUUGUUCUAAUGCACCUUGUUUUAAUUUUGGCAUCAGGAAUGUGAUUAUCACUUCCAAAGCAGAGAUGGACUCCCUCUUGUUGGUCUGCCCUUAGGACAGGCAGUUAUUAUGGAAACUGUUUAAAGCGUUAAUUCCUGAUACCUCUUGAGUCAAUGUGGAACAAAGUGCAAAUGUGUCAUAACACUUGCUGACAAGCUGCAUAUGGAGUGUGGUGUCGAGCAAGGAGGAUGUAUUUUAAAUAUAAAUACCAUUUGUUUUAUACCUAAAAUGUGAAUACUAGCACUAGUUUAUCACCUUGAAUUUGUUCAAGUUGACCAUUUUGCACCAAUAUUAGUUUUGAUUGGUAGCCAGCAAAUCAAUGAUCAUGACUGCCCUUUAAUCAGAGAUGUAUCAUCUGAUUAAACUCCUGGCCCAGGGUGUGCACAUCACUCACCAAACCCUGCCUAGCAAAUAGAGCAAGGAUAGAUGUGACUGACUUUAGCUGCACUCCCUAGAGUCAGGAGGUCAUGUGUUGGAACACACUCUUGGACAUGAGACAGAUGGUCCUGUAUGGCAGAAGUACUGCACAGUUGAGGAUUCAUGAAUUAGAAAUUAAAAUGGAUCCCAAUAGGAGACACUGUUCCACUGAAAUGUAAGCAUUUCUCAUUUCAAUUGCUACUUGUAGAAUUUCAGUCUGCAAGGUAGCUAACUGCCGUUUCCCUGUAUGAGUGAUUAACUUGUUUUGAUUUUAAAGAUUGAGGCCUUUCUGCUGGUUGAACAACGGCAGCUUUGUUCCUCCUGUCCAGGUCCCGGUGAGAUUGCUCCCUGUCUCACCGCAACCUUCACACUGCAAAAGUAGAUAUAGUUGGUGAGAUUUCAGGGACACACACCAGUCUCAUAGCUUAUUUAUAGGAAACUUGGUGCCCUCUUUCACUCUAAUAAUAAUAAUUUCCUGUAUUACAAAAGAAAGUAAUGUUCUUAAUAGAAUUAUUACAAUCUGUCAGGUCUACAGGACAUGCAAAGGAAUUGAUUAUGACAUAGAGGCACCUAAUAAUUUUAUAUUUUUAAACAUAAAUCAAAGCCAGCUCUUAUUCUCAGGUGAUGGAUGUUGAGGGAAAGCUAGGAGUGUGGGUGCAUCAAUCAGAAUAUGAGCCUUUGAGAUCAUGAGGGAACAUGCACUGUUAGUGAGGUUACUCUUGAAUGAGCACGGGGAAGUUUUUUUAAAUGCAUUAGUAAUGCUUUUUGAAGACUGGAGUAUUUUGAAGUUGUCAGGUCUGUCCCUAUAAUCUGGAACUCCUAUAAUAUGCCAGUGGAGGAUCUGCAUAGCACUACUGUGGGCAAUCAGCAGAAUAAAGCAUAUGGUAAGCCCCAGACCUGCAUUUGUUUGUAGAUGUUCUUACGAAAACCAGGAAGUAUAGCUCUUCCUGUUUGUUGGAAGACCUAAAGAUACAUAGCUAUUAGCAUCGACAUUGAAGUGAGUAGUACCAUGCCAGCAAUACAGCAGCCAAAGCUGUGACAUGGCACUGGUCUCCCAUAUACUGCCCAUUGCAGCCACACCAAGUAAUGGUUGUAACUUGAGAGCUAGGCCCCUUGCUCUUAGGGGAAUGAGGUACCCUAUCCUGUGCUUGUUUUGGGUGAUGGAUGUGGAUGGGUAGUGCAGUGCACCAGAAGUUAUAGAAACUUUGGCUAAGUUUGGAUCUCCAUGUCUAGAUGCUAUAGUACCUACCGGUAAGUGUACACAGUGGAAGUUAUAGAGACCAGCCGGGUGUAUGAUGGCUCUCAUAAAUGGCACCUAAUCUGUGAAGCUGGUGUCAUGUUUUAAGAAUUGUUUUUAAUAACUGGCAUAAAUUUAAAACUAUUUUUUUCAGUUUUACAGCAAUUUAAAAAGUUAACAAAUCAAAGGAAUUGAUUUUGGUGUACUGUUCUUUAAUUUAAGUAUAUGUCAUGCUGUCAGAUUAUGUGAAUUGUUUUGUCAGACUUGUGCCAGUGUACAGAACUUUUUAUAUUAAACUUUGAAAAUAUGUCACUUGC